Messenger RNA from Eremothecium sinecaudum, 804 nucleotides. It is a transcript of the gene HIS6, whose product is annotated as 1-(5-phosphoribosyl)-5- ((5-phosphoribosylamino)methylideneamino)imidazole-4-carboxamide isomerase HIS6. Bases 1 to 804 code for a protein of 267 amino acids. The record is from RefSeq and is a predicted model, not a curated record. Gene Ontology annotation, molecular function: 1-(5-phosphoribosyl)-5-[(5-phosphoribosylamino)methylideneamino]imidazole-4-carboxamide isomerase activity. NCBI's taxonomy places the organism in Eukaryota, Fungi, Ascomycota, Saccharomycetes, Saccharomycetales, Saccharomycetaceae. The transcript has a single exon. Gene Ontology annotation, biological process: L-histidine biosynthetic process; L-tryptophan biosynthetic process. Gene Ontology annotation, cellular component: cytoplasm.
AUGACGCGAUUCACCGGAUGUAUUGAUUUGCAUGCUGGAAAGGUUAAACAAAUAGUAGGCGGUACUCUUGCAGAUACCGAUGACUCAAACCCAACAGUUAACUUUGUUUCCAGUCAUUCGCCCUCUUAUUAUGCUAGAUUAUAUGCAGAGUCGGGUGUUUCAGGUUCUCAUGUUAUAAAGUUGGGACCUAAGAAUGAUGAGGCUGCACUGGAAGCAUUAAAGACUGCAAUUGGGUUUCUACAAGUUGGAGGUGGAAUAAAUAUAGAUAAUUGUCAAUAUUGGCUACAAUAUGCUUCGAAGGUAAUAGUAACGUCGUGGCUAUUCGAUAAGGUCGGAUCAUUCCAAAUUGACAGAUUGAAAGCUAUUUCUGAGCGUUGUGGAAAAGAUCGACUAGUUGUAGAUCUCAGUUGUCGUAGAGUCGCUUCGGCGACAGAAGUACCCAAAUGGGUUAUUGCCAUGAACAAAUGGCAGACAAUGACAAAACUAGAACUCAAUCAAGCAACCCUAGAAUUACUAGCAAAUUAUACUGAUGAGUUUUUAGUCCAUGCCGCAGAUGUGGAGGGUUUGUGUGGAGGCAUUGAUGAAGAACUAGUAGAACAUCUGGGCAAAUGGGCUGGAUCACUGAAGCAUAACGUCACUAUAGUAUACGCAGGUGGAGCCAAGAGCAUCAAGGAUCUUGAGCAAGUUGAGAAAUUAAGCAAUGGAAAAGUUGAUCUCACGUACGGUUCUUCUUUAGAUAUAUUUGGAGGCAAGCUUGUGCGUUUUAUCGACUGUUGCAGGUGGAAUCAAGAACACCAUCAUUAG